UCUUGUUUGUUUCUGCGAAAGGAGCGGAGGAUGGCAUUCCAUGCCGUCGCUUUCCCCUCAAUGGAUGCGACUUUUACUUCAACGGAAGUCUCAGUACUAUUCCCAGUUUCAACAUCGGAGAAGUUUCAGGAAACAGUAUUUUGUCCCAUGCUAAGAUAUUUCACAGAAACGGCGAGAGGCUCGUCACAGCAUCUUCGAACCAUUGCGAUUUUUUUAAUGACACAGAAUCGUGCGGGACGACAUUCUUUUUCAUGAGCGAGAUUGACGACUGGAAUAAAGCGGAUGUUGUUGGAGCUCAUCCAAUCCCGUCAGAGGUCAUUCAGGAUUUCACGGGGAAGUGCGUGAUACUUCGUGUCAGCAACUUCUACCUGAGCAAGAGUGGUUGGAUAAACGAUGGCGACAGCCGAAAAGGGUUUCCACAG
Closterium sp. Naga37s-1 is the source of this 422-nucleotide messenger RNA. The record is from the annotation of a GenBank genome assembly. Lineage: Eukaryota; Viridiplantae; Streptophyta; Zygnematophyceae; Desmidiales; Closteriaceae.